This is a messenger RNA of Peronospora farinosa, 1296 nucleotides long. The record is from the annotation of a GenBank genome assembly. NCBI's taxonomy places the organism in Eukaryota, Oomycota, Peronosporomycetes, Peronosporales, Peronosporaceae.
AUGGACCGUGAUCAACCUUCACCUAUUAAUUCUGAAAACCUUUCGAUUAAUCCGGCUCAUCAAGAAGCUCAAGUGCCACUUCCGACCUAUGAUUUUGUGCCACCGCGCACCCAACGGUCGCCAGCACCGACACAAAACACACCACCACCGCAAGAUUCAGGUUCAUCUCCAGGACUAGCUCUAUCUCAAAAUUUAGCUCCACACCCAAGUUGUCCAUCGCCAGCUUCAAGUCCUGUCCUCGCACCUUCAGUGCUAGCGCCACAUACGGUACCCCGGAUAAAGGAAGUCAAUAAAGGUCGACGUAACAACUCGACGUAUACGGAUGAAUUACGUGAGACAUUUCUCGUCACAUUUCUUGACGGCGCCGCCUCGGACUUUUAUUUUCAGUUCCUGGACGAGUUUAUCGACUUACACAACCGCAAUCAUUCGUACCAAGAAGUCCAAGAAGCUUUGCGUGAAGAGUUCCGGUGCAAGCUAUCGCAAUCACGCCUGAGCGACUAUCUAAACAAGCCUAAGAAACCAGAGCAAACAUGGCACGGGUACUACGCAUAUCUGCGCCACGUUGGGAAAGAAAUGGGCGGUGAUCAAAACGCCCUUAUUCUGGAAGCAUUUUGCAAAAAUGCCUCCACAGAUCCAGGGAUCCAGCUUCAGCUCGCCAGCGUCAUUGACUACAACGCUACCAACAUCAACGACGAGAUAAAUAAAGCUUUUACGCUCCUAGAGAAGCUUUUGGGUGAUGGCCGCAAGUCGAGUAGCCACAGCCAGCGUUCUUCAAAUGCAAGUGCAAAUAUAAAUAAAGCCUCUGCAGCUUCAGCGACAGCAUCUACGCAAGUUUCAGCGAAACCUAAAUUACCUCAGUGCAGCUCCACGAGUCGCUCGCGACCCAAAGACGGCAUUAAACCAUUCUGGGUCUGCAAGACGACAGAACAUAAAACAUUUGACUGCCCAGUGAUCCAAGACGCUCAACGCCGAGUCGGACAAGCCAGCGUUGCCACCGCAGUAAGCCCUUCUGAUCAUGCCGCCGAAUCGUAUGUCGUCGAGGGUGCUGACGACACUAUUAUCGACUCAACUGGGGAAUGUUUCUUUCUCGGGUCGGCAGAAGAGUGUAUCGAUCAUGGAUCUCCGUUGGACUCUCCUACCCCUAAUGCCUUUAUUGGUGCUGACGCAUGCAUCGUACUUCAAUCCCGCGACGCUAAGUUGCCAACUUCGACAAAGUGGUUUAUUGACAGCGGCGCUACCCAUCAUUUUACAAACAACGCAUCUGCAAUUAUCACGCCCACACCCAGUUUCUUAUGA